Molecule: messenger RNA, 1002 nt
Organism: Tripterygium wilfordii
Lineage: Eukaryota; Viridiplantae; Streptophyta; Magnoliopsida; Celastrales; Celastraceae
Exons: 1
Coding region: 1-1002 (333 amino acids)
Molecular function (GO): nucleic acid binding; RNA-DNA hybrid ribonuclease activity
Source: RefSeq, a predicted model, not a curated record
AUGGAAACUGAAUGUUCAUGCCCGAUUUCAGUUGUUGCUUUGGAAGGUUGCUUGGAAUAUCUUGCCUACAAGAGAAAGGUUGUCAAUGUUCUCCACCUUUCUAAUGAUCAACAGGUGUGCCCAAUUUGUAAUUCAGAAAAGGAGACUCUAAUUCAUUUAAUGACUAGUUGUUCCAUUCCGUCUUUGGUUUGGAGUAAUUCUAGAUGGCAUAUAGACUCCCAUGAUCUUGCUAGACACGGAGUUUCUGGGUGGGCCAAAGUUGUUUUAAAUCCUCUAUUGUUUGGUUUAUGUAAAGAAGAUUGGCAGGAGUUCCAACUUUUGGCAUUGGUGACUUUUGAUCAAACGUGGAGGUAUCGAAAUGAACUAAUUCAUGGGGCUAUGAGAAAGCCUGAGUCUGAGUUAGUUUGUCAAAUUCAACAGUUGCAUACUCGUCAUUGCCAAGCUUGGAGACUGCCCGCAUAUUUGCACGUGAGGCUUGAUUUGAAUUGGCUUCCUCCUUCUUCGAAUUGGAUUAAGGUUAAUUUCGAUACAGCUAUGGGUCAGAAUCUCACAUCUUCUGCUGCCAUAGCUCGUUCUUCAUCUGGUGGAAUUCUCUUUGCUUCAGUUUAUAGCGGUCCUAGAGUUGACCCUACGGUGGGGGAGGCAAUGGCUUUAAGAAUUGGUGUUCAAAGCUGUUUAAAUCUUGACUUACAGGAGAUCCAGUUUGAGGGAGAUUCUCUAAUUGUGAUUAAUGCUGUAUCUCAACCUGAUUUGGUUUGUCAGUGGAAGAUAGAGAAUGUGAUUGAAGAUAUCAGUCUCAAUUUGAAUGAGAUUCGAAGCUGGACUAUUUCAAAGGUUAGCAGGCAUCAGAAUGCUUGGGCGGAUACUUUCGCCAAAUGGGCCGCAGCUAGGAGACUCUCCGGCAGCAUUCCCAGUCCUUUUAUUUCGGAGUUUCAGUGUUGGUUGGAUAGUGGGCAUGAUCCUCCAGAUCAUUAUCUUGGUUUGGACUGGUGUGGCUUUUAG